Molecule: messenger RNA, 5695 nt
Organism: Sorex fumeus (smoky shrew)
Lineage: Eukaryota; Metazoa; Chordata; Mammalia; Eulipotyphla; Soricidae
Gene: PDCD11
Product: programmed cell death 11
Exons: 36
Coding region: 115-5655 (1846 amino acids)
Biological process (GO): rRNA processing
Cellular component (GO): small-subunit processome; nucleus; nucleolus
Molecular function (GO): protein binding; RNA binding
Source: RefSeq, a predicted model, not a curated record
CCCGUUCCGGAAGAGCCCGCCCCGGGCAUGCAAUGUUGCUCUCCGCGUGUUUCCGUACGGUGCUGCGCGCUCUGAUGUAGGAAGGUGUGGGCUUCGCGGCGCAGAGACCUAAACAUGGCUGACUUUGAAGAAAGUUUCCCUCGAGGGGGUACGAGAAAGACCCCCAAAUCAGAAAAAGCGCCUCAGCGGUCAGUGGAACAAGACAACUUAUUUGAUGUGCCUAAUGAAGAGGAACCCACCAAAAGGAAAAAGAGCCAAAAGGGCCCAGCACAGGCAAAGAAGCUGAAAAUUGAAAAGCGAGAAAGCAGCAAGCCUGUGAAAGAGAAGUUUGAACUCCUUGGCCUUAAGACGCUGUGUGAAGGGAUGCGUAUUUUGGGUUGUGUAAAGGAGGUAAAGCAGCUGGAACUGGUGGUCAGUCUCCCGAAUGGCCUCCAGGGGUUUGUGCAAGUCACCGAAAUCUGUGAUGCUUACACCAAAAAGCUGAGCGAGCAGGUGGCACAAGAAGAACCGCUGAAGGAAGUGGCCAGCUUGCCUGAACUCUUCUCUCCUGGGAUGCUGGUCCGAUGUGUGGUGAGCAGUCUGGGCACCACAGAGAGAGGCAAAAAGACUGUCAAACUAUCGCUGAACCCCAAGAAAGUCAACGACGUGCUGAGUGCGGACACCCUGAAGCCUGGCAUGCUGCUCACAGGCACUGUGUCCAGCUUGGAAGACCAUGGCUACCUGGUAGACAUUGGUGUUGCUGGAGCAAGAGCUUUUCUGCCCCUGAAGAAAGUCCGGGAGAAGAACAAAGGUGCCAAGCUGCAGGUGGGUCAGUACCUAAACUGCACGAUCGAAGAGGUGAAGGGCAAUGGAGGAGUCGUCCGGCUCUCUGUGGGCCAUGCCGAGGGCUCUGCAGCCCUUGCUACUGAGGAGCAAAACUGGACCCUCAACAACCUGCUGCCGGGACUGGUGGUCAGAGCCCAGGUGCAGAAGGUGACCCCACUUGGCCUUACGCUGAAGUUCCUCUCGUUAUUUACUGGCCUGGUUGACUUCAUGCACCUGGAUCCCAAGAAAGCGGGGACAUAUUUCUCGAAUCAGACGGUAAGGGCCUGUGUCCUUGCUGUCCAUCCCCGGACCAGAGAGGUGCGGCUCAGCCUGCGUCCCGUCUUCCUGCAGCCCGGGCGCCCACUCUCGCGCCUGUCCUGCCAGAACCUGGGCGCCGUGCUGGAGGACGUGCCUGCUCAAGGCUUCUUCCACAAGGCGGGCGCCACCUUCAGCCUGAAGGACGGCUCUCUGGCCUACGCCCGGCUCGGCCAUCUCUCCAAUUCCAAGAAGGGCUUUAAUCCUGAAGCCUUCAAGCCAGGGAACCUGCACAAAUGCCGCAUCAUCGACUACAGCCCGAUGGACGAGCUGGUUUUCCUCUCUCUGCGCACGUCUGUGAUUGAGGCGCAGUACCUUACGUAUCACAGCAUCAGACCAGGGGAAUUGGUAAAGGGCACGGUGCUGUCCAUGAAGCCGUUUGGGAUGCUGGUGGAGCUGAGCAAGCAAAUUAGAGGUCUGGUUCCUACCCUGCACCUGGCUGAUGUCCUGAUGAAGAACCCAGAGAAGAAGUACCGGGUUGGCAAGGAUGUCAAGUGCCGGGUCUUGCUGUGCAACCCGGAUGCCAAGAAGCUGUUGAUCACCUUGAAGAAAACCCUGGUGGAAUCCAAGCUGCCAGCCAUCACCUGCUAUGCCGAUGCCAAGCCGGGGCUGCAGACACACGGCUUCAUCCUCAAGGUCAAGAACUACGGCUGCAUCGUCAGGUUCUACAACGACGUGCAGGGCUUGGUGCCCAGGCAGGAGCUCAGUGCUGAGUACAUCCCGGACCCCGAGCGGGUCUUCUGCCCCGGCCAGGUCGUGAAGGUGACCGUGCUGAACUGCGAGCCCACCAAAGAGAGGAUGCUCCUGUCCCUCCGGACGCAGGGUGACCCCGACAAAGAGCCCGCGGGAUCCAGUCAGAAAAAGAAAUCUGUCAGCGCGGGUCAGCUGGUGGAUGUGAAGGUUCUCGAGAAAACCCCAGACGGGCUGGAGGUGGCUGUCCUGCCCCACAACACCCGGGGUUUUCUCCCCAUGUCGCACCUCUCGGACCACGUCUCCAACGGGCCCUUGUUGCAUCACUGGCUCCAGGAAGGCGACACGCUUCACAAAGUCCUGUGCCUGAGCCAGACGGAGGGGCAGGUCCUCCUCUGCAGGAAGCCGGCCUUGGUCUCCACUGCUGAAGGCGACCAGAACCCCAAGAGCUUUGCAGAAAUCCACCCUGGGAUGCUGCUCAUCGGCUUCGUGAAGUGCAUCAAGGACUACGGGGUGUUUGUCCAGUUCCCCUCGGGCCUCAGUGGACUGGCCCCCAAAGCUAUCAUGAGCGACAAGUUUGUGACCACCACAAGUGACCACUUUGUGGAGGGGCAGACAGUGGUCGCCAAGGUGACCAACGUGGAUGAGGAGAAGCAGCGGAUGCUGCUGUCGCUGCGGCUGUCGGACUGUUCCCUGGGGGACCGGGCCGCCACCAGCCUGCUCCUGCUCAGCCAGUGCCUGGAGGAGCAUCAGGGAGUGCGCUGCCUCAUGAGCAACCGAGACUCUGUGCUGAUCCAGACGCUGGCCCAGAUGACCCCGGGGAUGGUCCUCGACCUGGAGGUGCAGGAGGUACUGGAAGAUGGCUCUGUGGUGUUCAGUGAGGGCCCGGUGGCGGGCCUGGUGCUGCGGGCCAGUCGAUACCAUCGGGCAGGACAGGACGUGGAGUCUGGGCAGAAGAAGAAGGCCGUGGUCCUCAGCGUGGACCUGCUGAAGUUGGAAGUGCACGUUUCCCUGCUGCCGGAUCUGCUGAACCAGAAGGCGAAGAAGCUGAAGAAAGGCAGCAGGCACCAGGCCGUCGUGCAGCACCUGGAGGAGUCCUUCGCUGUGGCCUCCUUGGUGGGGACCGGCCAGCUGGCCGCUUUCUCCCUGACCUCUCACCUCAACGACACCUUCCACUUUGACUCGGAGAAGCUACAGGUGGGCCAGGGGGUGUCCCUGACCCUCAAGACCACGCAGCCCGGAGUCACGGGCCUCCUCCUGGCCGUCGAGGGGCCGGUUGCCACGCGGACCCUGGCCCAGCCCCGGAAGGACUCUGAGACGGUGGAUGAAGACGAGGAGCUGGACCCGGCGCUGGCUGCGAACGCCGGGAGGCAGCAUGCCCUGUCCAUCGGGGAUGUGGUCACGGGGACCGUGAAGUCGGUGAAGCCCACCCAUGUGGUGGUGAGCCUGCAGGACGGUGUCGUCGGCUCUCUCCACGCCUCCCAGGUGCUGGAUGACGUGCCGGCCGGCACCCUGCCCACCGCCAGCUUCAAAGUGGGGAAGAGAAUCAGGGUUCGAGUGAUUGGCGGACGAGACGUGAAGACGCACAGGUAUCUCCCAAUAAGCCAUCCCAGAUUCAUUCGAACCAUCCCAGAGCUGAGUGCUCGGCCAAGUGAGCUGGAGAAGGAUGGCUGCACCGCUCUCAACACUGACUCCAUCAGCGCCCUGGAGAAGCUCCAGCAGUACCAGGCGGGUCAGACCGUGACCUGCUUCUUGAGGAAGUUCAACAUGGUCAAGAAAUGGCUUGAGGUGGAAAUCACGCCCAACCUCCGGGGGAGAAUCCCCCUGCUGCUCACUUCUCUCAGCCUGAAGGUCCUGAAACACCCAGAUAAGACGUUCCGGAUUGGCCAGGCCCUGAAGGCCACUGUGGUUGGCUCUGACUCCUCCAGGGCCUUCCUGUGUCUCUCACUCAUAGGUCCUCACAAGCUGGAGGAGGGGGACGUGGCCAUGGGCCGGGUGACGAAGGUGACGCCCCCGGAGGGGCUGACCGUCUCCUUCCCCUUCGGAAGGACGGGGAGUGUCAGCAUCUUCCACGUGAGCGACGCCUACCAGGAGACGCCCCUGGAGAGCUUCACCCCCCAGCAGAUUGUCAGGUGUUACAUCCUGUCCUCGACGGGCCCCGAGUUGACGCUGUCACUGCGAUCAUCCAGGACAAACCCUGAGACCAAAAGCAAAAUAGCAGAUCCUGAGAUCAACUCCAUCCAGGACCUCCAGAAGGGGCAGCUCGUGAGGGGCUACGUGAAAGCCAUGCAGCCUCAGGGUGUGCUCCUGAGCCUGGGGCCGUCCGUGGUAGGUUUGGCCCAGCACCCACACGUCUCCCAGCACAGCCCGUCCCACACGGAACUGUGUCACAAACACCUUCCAGAAGGGAAGCUGCUCACGGCCAGGGUCCUGAGCCUGAACCACCAGAAGGGCCAGGUGGGCCUGUCCCUGCUGCCCCGCGACACCGGGAAGCCCGACGUGUUCACCGCCACCCCGGGUCUGCCCCUUCCUGGGGCGCAGGAGAGGGAGCGGAGCGGAGGGGACACAGAGCAGAAAACCCCCAAGAGGAAGAAGAAGCAGCGGCCCAGCAAGGAGGAGAAAGAGCCCCCCAAACCGCAGGCGCGGGGCAAGCGGGGAUGCCCGGAGCCAGACGGACAGCAGGAAGCAGUGCUGAAGAAGCAGAAGAAGGCUGCUCCGGCUGAGGAGGAGGACAGUGGAGUGGAUGUGUACUACCGGGAGGGGGAUGAUGAGAUGAGCAGCGUGCCCCAGGAGAAGCCAGCCGGGCCUGCAGAGGUGCCCCGGCUACAGCUGGCUACUGGCUUCCUGUGGGACGUGGGGCUGGACUCGCUGACCCCGGCCUUACCACCCCGAGCAGAGAGCUCCGAUAGCGAGGAGGAGGCAGAGCCGCGGCCGGCCACGCAGAAGAGCAAGAAGGAGCGGGCGCAGGAGAAGCGGCAGGCGGAGAAGGAGCUGGCGCGCCUGGAGGACGCGCUCAUGGACCCGGGCCGGCAGCCUGAGUGCGCCGACGACUUCGACCGCCUGGUGCUCAGCUCCCCCAACAGCUCCAUCCUGUGGGUGCAGUACAUGGCCUUCCACCUACAGGCCACGGAGAUCGAGAAGGCCCGGGCUGUGGCUGAGAGGGCGCUCAAGACCAUCUCGUUCAGGGAGGAGCAGGAGAAGCUGAACGUGUGGGUGGCUCUGCUGAACCUGGAGAACAUGUAUGGCUCUCGGGAGGCCCUGGAGAAGGUGUUCGAGCGGGCCGUGCAGUACAACGAGCCCCUCAAGGUCUUCUUCCACCUGGCGGACAUCUACACCAAGUCGGAGAAGUUUCAGGAAGCCGGUGACCUGUACAACCGGAUGCUGAAGCGAUUUCGGCAGGAGAAAAACGUCUGGAUCAAAUACGGGGGCUUUCUCCUGCGGAGGGGCCAGGCUGGGGCCAGCCACCGCACCAUGCAGCGCGCCCUGGAGUGCCUGCCCGCCAAGGAGCAUGUGGAUGUGAUUGUCAAGUUCGCCCAGCUCGAGUUCCAGCUGGGAGACGCUGAGCGGGCCAAGGCCAUGUUCGAGAAUACGCUGAGCAUGUACCCGAAGCGCACAGACGUCUGGUCGGUCUACAUCGACAUGACCAUCAAGCACGGCAGCCAGAAGGACGUGCGGAACAUCUUCGAGCGGGUCAUUCACCUGAGCCUGGCCCCCAAGCGCAUGAAAUUCUUCUUCAAGCGCUACCUGGACUACGAGAAGCAGCACGGCACUGAGGCGGCCGUGCAGGCCGUGAAAGCCAAGGCACUGGAGUAUGUGGAGGCCAGGAGUGCCAUGCCGGAGGACUGAGCCGGGCGGGGCCGGCGGCACUGCACACUCAGACUUAAGG